This is a messenger RNA of Diachasmimorpha longicaudata, 982 nucleotides long. Its product is annotated as partner of xrn-2 protein 1. Bases 231 to 551 code for a protein of 106 amino acids. NCBI's taxonomy places the organism in Eukaryota, Metazoa, Arthropoda, Insecta, Hymenoptera, Braconidae. The record is from RefSeq and is a predicted model, not a curated record. The transcript is spliced from 3 exons.
UAUAUAUAUAUAUAAGGAAAAAGUAACAAUAAUUUAUUGUUUAUUCUUCUAAAGAAUUUUCAGAGUUCCGAGUUGUGGCAAAAAUUAAACGAAAAAGUGUUAUUUUGUUUACAAUAAGAGAUUUUGGGGUUAAAAAAGAUAAUACAGAAAUCCUAACCUCAACAACGAUAACUUUUUUAGCGGAAACAAUUGGGGAUUCUACAGCGUUUUGAUUGACAAAAAGAGUUGAAAUGUCUGAAAAUACCAAUUGGCAUGUGGAGAAGCACAGAGCUGAACACGAGUGCGAUGAGCACUGGGAGUUGAGAAAAAAUUUUCUCGAGGCACAUAAGGAAAAAUUUCCGGAAGAUGAACUCGUUUGUUUGGCUCAGGUCUUCACGAAUGUAGAACUCUUAGGAUGCAGAUAUCCAAAGGAAACAAUGGAUCUAAUAGCAGAAUUAUCAGAGGAUGUUGCUAAGGACUACAGAGCAAGGCAAAAAACCAAAUUACAGAGAACCUUUGUAAAAGCAUCUGAUGCUGCCAGCUCAAAGAUCAAAAGUACAUCAAGAAAUUGACUCAGAGGCCCCCAGCACUCUCCAUCCAUCAGGUCUACCACCUCCCACCCCCCAGAACCACGAACUCGAGAAAUUCGACAAAGGACCUUUUGUAUGAACUUCUGGAGAUCGGUGAGAGUACGGGGAAAUAUGAGCUGAAAAUUCCCACUGGCUGAUAUAUUCUGGACAGUUGAUUUUCUUUUUAACAACUUUCUUUAUUAAAUUACAAGUUUUUUUUUCAUUUGUUCGUCAAGAAUAAUUUUUUUCUUUCACAAUUUACUGUUAAAGGAACGGGAGAAAUGUACAAAAUAUUGGGGAGACACAAUAAAAUGUGCCUUCCUAUCAUAAAAUUCUUGAAUUUACAACUUUUUGUACAAUUGUGGUGUAGUCUGCUGGGGAUAACCUCCUCUGGAAUGUCUUAUGCAUCAAAUAAAAGAACUAAUAAAAACAUG